This is a messenger RNA of Bombyx mandarina (wild silkworm), 2180 nucleotides long. RefSeq names its product activating signal cointegrator 1 complex subunit 2. Gene Ontology annotation, molecular function: ubiquitin binding. The record is from RefSeq and is a predicted model, not a curated record. Lineage: Eukaryota; Metazoa; Arthropoda; Insecta; Lepidoptera; Bombycidae. Gene Ontology annotation, biological process: regulation of DNA-templated transcription.
AUGUCAGAUAAACACGUCGAAUUUCGUAAUCCCGACUACUUGCCAAUUGAAGCGGUGUUAUUAACUGUGACGAACGCCGGCGUUAUACAACAAAUUAAAGCUUUGGAUCCGUACUGGGUGGAUAAUAAGACAUUGUCUGUUUAUGAAAGACCACCAUCAGGCAGCAGUAUGGUGAUUGGUGCUGUGGACAUGUGGAAGACCAAGAUGGCAGUAUACUUAACAGAUUUGAAAUGGCUACUGAGUUUGGAAUACCAUAAGUUCUGGAGUACAGUUCUCUAUCACCCGACAUGUAUGGACACCCUCGUGUCGUUUUUACAAGAAGCCACCCCUCCAUAUUUACCCCCACACGAGAGUAAAGAGAUACAGAAUUUAUAUGAGGAGAUUAGAAGAUUUGUACUUAUAGUUUUUAGUAGACUUGUCACGAAUAAAGAGAGCAAAUCUUGCUGGAUGUCAAAAGAAUAUAUGGGUGACAUACUGUACAAUAAUUUCAUAUUCACGAUACCGAUAAUAUGGGACAUAUGUUUGACAUAUGGUGUGGACAACACAAGGCACGUGUCACGAGUGUUGGACAGUCUCUUCACAUUGCAGCCGAGGUAUGAGACAGAUGCUGUGGCUGCUGUGGCCUUCGUUAAUGAGGCUUUUAAAUUCAUUAUCCUACAAGUCAACAAAGAUUAUGAUAGUGAUGAGCCACCGAACUUACCUGAGACCUUCAAAGGGUUCAGCGAGAUAAGGCGGCCCACAAACAGUAAGACAAAGGAUAAACUCACUUUUGAAGUGCUCAAAGAUUUAAUAAUACAUUUGUUGGACACCGCAUUGACUCUGAGGAUAUUUAUACAAGUGUACCCUAAGGGAGUUAAUAUAUUUAGGAAGACUAAUUUUGUUUUAAGUAUAGUUCAACUUUACGAAUAUGGUGUACCGCAGCUUUACGAGAAGCUGGAGGAGGUGGGGGAUCAGACCAGCGUCGCGUAUACCGAAGUAGAGUCGUACCUCGACACGGCUAGAGCUGAACUCAUCGAUGUAUUUAGAGAGAUAUUGGCGGUUUAUAAAAACGCUAUAUUUAGUGAAGAAGGUAGUAAAGAGAGCCACGUGGAAGAUUACCUGGCGGUGAUGAUGGAAGGUCUCUCCGAAAGGCUUCUCAUCAAAGACUACCACAGCUGUUACCCGGUGCACGAGGACCUGGACUUACUGAGGCAGGCGUGUCCUGAAAUAGACACAGUGAAAACGGACUUUAUAUUGCAAGCUGUCUACUCGAGCCUGGACGAGCCGGCGCCGGAGCCCGCCCCGCCCCCCGCCACCAACACCGCCGCCCCCCACAUCGGUAUCCCCCACCCCGCCCCCCCGGACAGCGAGAUCCCGGACACUGUCAAGGAGCAGUCGCUGAUCAGCGAGGUCCGGGACAUCCUGCCGCACCUCGGGGACGGCUUCAUACUGAAGUGCUUGCAACAUUACGGCUUCAAUUCCGAACGGGUGAUAAACAGCGUGUUGGAAGAUAAUCUGGCGGAACCCUUGAGAGCAUUAGACCGGAGCCUGCCGAUAAUACCGGAGGACCCGGUCGACAGGCGCUACCUCGAGACCGGUAUCCAACGGUUGAACGUGUUUGACGGAGACGAGUUCGACCUCAUGUCCCGGGACGACGUGGUCACGGCCCGGAUGCACGUCGGCAAGCGGAGGUCCAAGUACAAGGACCUCACGCAGAUGCUCGACGACAAGACGGAGCUCCGGGGGCUCGCGGACAUUUACGCCAAGUACAGCGUGGUGUGCGACGAGGAGGACAUGUACUCCGACGAGUACGACGACACGGACGACUGGCAGCCGCCCGCCGCCGGCGACCACCCGCCCUCCGAGGAAUCGGAAGAGGAGCCCGAGCCGGAGGAGGAGAAACCUUCGAGCAGCAGGAACAGGAUGGACUUCUGCGUGAACCCCGAGGAGCUCCGGGCGAGGCGAGAGGCCAGCUUCCAGGCCAGGAGGGGCAGAGGAUACAGACCUCCUGCAAAGAAUGUGGACGUCGUGGGGAAGGCUAAGGGUCAAGGCCAAGAAAAGAACGUCCUCGUGAACAGGGAGAGGAAGGAGAAGAACAAGUCCUCCCGCGGCAACCACAGCAGGAGGCAGGGGGCCCAGUGGAAGCGCACCCAAGGACUUGUGCCGUCGUAAAAUAAUAAACGAAUCUUUUAAUGACGUCA